This is a messenger RNA of Pygocentrus nattereri (red-bellied piranha), 1314 nucleotides long. RefSeq names its product immunoglobulin gamma-1 heavy chain-like. The record is from RefSeq and is a predicted model, not a curated record. The coding region runs from base 36 to 950 and encodes 304 amino acids. NCBI's taxonomy places the organism in Eukaryota, Metazoa, Chordata, Actinopteri, Characiformes, Serrasalmidae. The transcript is spliced from 6 exons.
ACAGAGAGCUGUAUUCAGUGUAUAUAUUCACAAAAAUGAAAAUGCCUACAGUUGUAUACACCUUUCUCUUCUCUUUGUGCAUAGAAACUGUGCUGGGACUGACCAUAAAGCAAAACGAACUCUCCUGGACAAAGACAGAAGGAAAAAGUAUUUAUAUUAAGUGUGAAGUGGAAGGACUGAGUGACAGCAGUUAUCUCCACUGGUACCAACAGAAAAACGACGAAGCUCUCAAAAGGAUUCUGUAUUUCAGUAGAGAUGGUGGCACUGUUCCCGAUGGUAACCAUCCUGAAAAAGAUGACUUCACUGUGACAAAAGACUAUGAUCUGAAAAUAAAUUCACUGAAGAAGAGCCAUUCAGCAGUUUAUUACUGCGCCAGCUGGGAUGGUGUGAAAGUCUUUGGAUCAGGCACAAGACUUUAUGUGGAAGCUGCUGCUCCAGUGGGACCUAAGCUGUCAGCGUACUCAGUUCUCAAACCAAACAAUGGAAAGGGCAUACUGAUGUGUCAGGCCAGAGACAUGGUUCCAAACCUGGUGAGGUUCACAUGGAAGGAUCAAAGUGACACAGAGCUGACGCUGUCAGAGACAUAUGACCUACUGGAGCAGAAAGACGAUGAGGAGGCCAGAGUGACCAGCAUGCUCAUCAUAGACCAACAGAAAGCAAGUUCUACUUCUUACACCUGCUCUGUCCAACAUGAGGAUAAGCACGAUAAAAUCAAAAUCACAGCAGAACCUUUGAAGGGCUCUGAUUCUGACCCUGUCCAACCCUGCCCGCCCCAACAAGGUUCGUUGGAGCUGGUGCACAGACUGUAUCUGUUCAAUCUCAUGUACGUGUCUCUGCUGGUGAAGAACGUGCUGUAUUUCUGUGCUGUGGGGAUCUUACUGUACAAGAGUAGAGUUGAGAACAACAAAACUUUCAGCAAAACCAGUCCAACAUCAAACCAGGACAAAUGAAGAGUUUCAGAUUGUCACAUAUAUUUCCUUUUUUUAUUGUUUUUCUUAUUUCACUUGCUAGACAGAGAGUUAAUUCUGUUAAUAACAUACUUCAACCAUCUCUUAUACAUUUACACACACCUGCAAUUUACCUUUGAUUGCAUUUAUCAUGUUUUAACUUGCUACUUUUAAAAUAUCACUUAUCAUACAGGAAUAGUUUUGCAUUGUUUUAGGAAAGUGUUAAUGUCUGAUACUGCAGUUUAAAGCAGUCUAAAUAAGUCUAAUAAUUUCUUAUUGGUAUCUGUAAUAAAGUGUCUGUUGGAUUUUUUUUCUUAUUUUUUUUUAUUGGACUUAAAAUAAAUCAAAUAAAACUCUUAUUUCAGCA